Molecule: messenger RNA, 2791 nt
Organism: Callorhinchus milii (elephant shark)
Lineage: Eukaryota; Metazoa; Chordata; Chondrichthyes; Chimaeriformes; Callorhinchidae
Product: glutamine-rich protein 2
Exons: 17
Coding region: 286-2679 (797 amino acids)
Source: RefSeq, a predicted model, not a curated record
UGGGGGGAAUGGGGAUGAGGGAGGAGAGGUUGACUCCCCGUCAACUGUCAGUACUGAAUAUGCACUGUUUUUCUAAAUCAUUUUACCUUUGAAGAUAUUAUAAUAUUUAUUUUUUGAAAAUGAAGUCACGAGUGGCAGCCAACAGCAGAGGGUGACAACUAUCCAGUGAGUUUGACAAUCUAAAAGUUUAUAAAGUCUAAGCUUGGCAUCACAAACACAAGCUCCUUUUUUCAUUUCACGGUGAUAGAUGGUCUUUUUCCUUCUAUAUUUCAGGUAGUUCAGCAAAUGGCAUUGGUGGAUCAGAUAAUAAAAACGACUCCUUCUGAAUUGGACAAAUAUGUCAGAUGGGAAGUUCUACAUGAAACGCUGGUGGAGGCGCAAUCUGAUGCUCUUGCUUUACUGUCUGGUACCAGUGGAGGACAACCUUUACCUCAAAGUCUGCAAGAGCCGGCUUUCCCAGACCAAUACCAAGAUAGUGCCAAUCUGGCUAUCCCACCUCUAGGGGGCACAGGCCCUGCCCUGGGGAGCACAGUCUUCGCCCCCGGGGACACAAGCCCCACCACUGGGGGCACAAGCCCCACCACUGGGGGCACAGGCCUCACCCCUGAGGGCACAGGGUAUGCCCUUGGGGUCGCAGGUCCACCUCCUGGCCAGGAGGCCUCACCUUCAGGCCACAAGAUCUCAUCACCCUUUGCUGAGUCCCCGUCUUCGCCUGAGCGAUUGCCGUCCACAUCUCCCUCAGAAUCUAUUCCUCAAGUAUCUUCAGCAUUGGAGAGUUCCUUACAAACCAGGGUUAGUGCUCCUGAAGUGACGAGUGCUUCUCCUGAAAACAUUGCCAGUUUCAGUGAACGUGCAGCACAGCAGUUUCCAGAAGCAGUGACAGCUCUGCGACGAAUUGGAAUUACAUCUGAUGAGCAUCAAAUGCUGACACAGCGCGUUGCUGACAUUGAGAAGAACUUGGGAAAUGUAGAUGUGAUGAACCUAAAGGCAAUGCUUAAGGAAUAUAGACAGCAGAAGGAGAGAGAACUGAAAGAGAAACAUCAGAAAUACAGGAUAGAAAUGGGGAAAAAACAAGGAAGAGCAAGAGAUCAAAAAGGAGGACAAGAAAGAGAAAGUGAGAGGGCAGGAAGACGAGCGAGAGGAAAAGCAGGAGCACAAGAAGGAAGAGAGGGAGAAGAAAGUGAAGACGAAGAUGAAGAAGGGGAAACAGACAGAAUGAGGGAUGACAUCCUGGAUGGAAAGUCUACUGAUGAUGUGAAGACACAGAUAGCACACCUCAGGGUCACGGUUAAACAUAUCGCAGAUGAAUUAAAUGGAUUGAGGAAAAUGCAGGAACAAGAGACGGCAUCCGGGGCUGUCUUACAACAGCAGAUGGACAAGCUGGGCCCUGUGCUGGAGAAGAUCAUGGGCUCAUCAUGUGCACUUCUGGGCAUGAGCCUGGGCUUUGAAACUGAUGGCACGUGUCCUGUCUGCAGUCUGGAUGUCAGUAAAGAUGCCAGUAACUUGUGUCAACGCUUCCAGGCACUGCAGGAGACAGUGAACUCAAUAAUGGACAAUCAAGGAGAUGGUGUACAGGACCUGGGACUGCGGAGUCGGGUUCAGAAUUCUAUUCUGGAGCUGUACGGAGAGUGUGAGAAGCUGAACCAGAUGGCAGGACAACUGUUGGAGGAUGACCAGCAGCAGCAGAAGAAAAUUGAGCAUUUGUUCGAGACAGUGGGCCGCCUGGAGGAGAGGAAAGUGGAUAGAGAUGAAGGGAGCACCGAGACCCGUGUGAGCCGGGCACAGUUUGAUGCAGUGACAGAUCAGAUGAACAGGAUGAUCCAGGGACUGCUGCACAAGAUCUGCUCCCAGGAGAAGGACUGGGGAAAGAUUCUAGAAAAACUCUCCUCCGAGAUGGAGCGCAAGCUGGACCGCAUUGAGCUGGAUCCCCUGAAGAAACAACUGGAAAACCGCUGGAAAUCCAUCCACCGACAACUACAGCGGCGCGGAACGGACAGCGAGGCCGCCGCAGGCCUCAAGAGGCAGCUCAUCAACCACUUCCACUGUUUGUCCUGUGACCGUCCGCUCGAUCUAAAGUCUCAAUGUGCCACGAGCCCCACCUCAAUGCCAAUCCCUGUGACCCCAGGGCAGUGUUACCGCUCACAGAGGCUGAGCGGCCCGUUUGAGAUGCAAUACGGCAGACACCGGCAACGCAGCGAGCGCAUUGCUGAUCUGAUGGAGAAUUUCCCCCCCUCGGCGCGAAGCUGUGGGGGGAGCCACACCCUGACCUAUGCCCAUGGGCGGCGCUGCACACGCCAACACCAGCACCAGCUCAGCAACUCGCAGGAGGAGGAGUGUGAUGACACCGGCAGUGAGGCAUCUGGACCGCGAAAUCGUCAGAACUGCAAACUGCCCUCCAUCGCGGGGAAGGACGUGAACAAGGGGAGAGGGUAUCGAUCCCAGAAAUACCCGGGUCCUCAGCCCCCGAGGAGCUCACAGAGUGGCCGUAUCCCCACCAUCCCACAACAAGGAGUCGUGUCAAACGAGCAAUGCAGUUCUUCACAGGAGCACUGUGUGGGGAGCCAGGCCCCCCCACUGCUGGCCUGUCCCCCCGACAACCCCCUCCCUGCAGGCACCGAGACCCUGGACAUCCACAUGGACAUCGCUGCGCCUCCACCUGAAGAGCCCAUUAAGACUUGAAUCUUCCCAAUUAUUAAUAUAACUGGAAUUGUCUUUAACGAGUCCAUCCGUGUGGAAGUGCCUGUAGGUGGGGGGAGGGGUCAGCGGCCAACAUAGAUACACGUGUGAAUGA